Messenger RNA from Solanum stenotomum, 1083 nucleotides. RefSeq lists its product as uncharacterized. NCBI's taxonomy places the organism in Eukaryota, Viridiplantae, Streptophyta, Magnoliopsida, Solanales, Solanaceae. The record is from RefSeq and is a predicted model, not a curated record. The transcript has 6 exons. The coding region runs from base 1 to 1083 and encodes 360 amino acids.
AUGAUUUCUAAAGGUUUUAUCUAUCGUCUUGUUUGGGUUAGGGAUAGAGAUUCUGAAACUCUUACUCUUGAGUUAGUUUCUGUUAUUAAUGAGUUUCCAAAAGUGCUUUCUGAUGAUUUUCCCAGUGUUUCUCCUAAAAGGCAGAUAGACUUUGGAAUUGACCAGAUACGCAACCUAUCUCUAUUCAUUACCGAUGGUUCACUUCGUAUGUGCAUUGACUAUUGGAAUUUGAAGAAGGUCCUGAGUGAGGAUGAACAUGUUGAUCACCUAAGCAUCAAUUUGCAAAUCCUCAAGGAUUAUCAAUUGUUUGCUAAGUUUAGCAAAUGUGAGUUUUGGUUGAGAUUGGUCUUGAUGCAAAAUGGGAAAGUAAUUGCUUAUGCUUUGAGACAACUGAAUUUUCAUGAGAAGUACUAUUUGACUCUUGAUUUGGAUUUAUCAGCGGUGCUCUUUGCUUUGAAGAUUUGGAGACAUCAUCUCUAUAAUGUUCAUGUGGAUGUGUUUGUCGAUCAUAAGAGUUUGCAAUAUGCAAAUGCGGUUGCCGAUGCUCUUAGCCGAUUGUUGAUGAGUAGUGUUGCUCACAUUGAGGAUGGUAAAAAAGAGUUAGUUCAUGAUUUUCAUCGACUAUCUCAUAUGGGUGUUCGCUUGGUUGACUCCGAGGAUGGUGGUACCAAGAGCUUGGCUAGACUAUGGUUGAGUUUAAGAGAGCGACUUUUGAAAAAGCCAUUGAGGCUUUCUCUCAAGUGGGAGAUAGUGUACUUCGUUACCAAGCGUGUGAUAAGAUUUGGAAAGAAUGGGAAGCUUAGUCCCCAUUAUGUAGGCCCAUACCAGAUUUUGAGACGUUUCAACAAGGUAGCCUAUGAGUUGGAUUUGCCUUCUGAAUUGGCGUCGAUGCAUCCAGUGUUUUAUGUUUUGUUAUUGAAAAAGUGUAUUAGUGAUCCUACUUCGGUUGUGCGUUUGGAGAGUGUUGGUGUUAAGGAAAGUCUUUCUUAUGAAGGGAUUCCAAACGAGAUUUUGGAUCAUCAAGUUUGGAAAUUGAGAAAUAAGGAAGAUGCUUCGAUGAAAUUCUUUGGAGAAAUCAAUUAG